Brassica napus (rape) is the source of this 1746-nucleotide messenger RNA. RefSeq names its product adenylate-forming reductase 06235-like. NCBI's taxonomy places the organism in Eukaryota, Viridiplantae, Streptophyta, Magnoliopsida, Brassicales, Brassicaceae. The transcript is spliced from 5 exons. The record is from RefSeq and is a predicted model, not a curated record. Bases 85 to 1644 code for a protein of 519 amino acids.
AGCCUUUGUGUGUUGUGUCUAACUCUUAAGUCAGCAUUUUCUUAGUUCAUAUAACCUAAAACAACAAAAGAGAAAGAAAAAGAAAUGGAAAACGCUUCGACUGUGAGAUUCUCUAGCUGUCGGGGCGUCGCGUUUGAGAUUAAACCUCAUGCAAACCCUUUCGCCAUCAUUACAACUGAUCAAAACCUUAACGCAAACGCUGAACGCGAGGAAACGAGCCGCAGGUUUCGACUUCCAAAGGAUUUCAUCAGAAACGCCUCAAAAGCUUUCCCUUCAUCGUUGCAACAGUCUAUAAGCCUAGUCAGCAGCCAUUUCUGCGAUCUGGACUCCGACAACGACGAAGAAGAAGAUGAAGACGAUUUUUACUACUUAGAAGAAGGUGUGUUCAAAGAAGGAGACGAACAACGCAAUACUACAGACGAAAACGCAAUUCUUGAUUCUUCCUCAAGCAAACACAGCGAGAAACCGCAGCAACCGCCGGUUCCAAAGAAACGCGUUUCAAGACUAUCAAUCAUACUUCUUGAUCAAGGACUCUUCACCGUUUACAAACGUCUCUUCGUCACUUCAUUGUUUCUAAACGUCGUAGGUCUCGUUCUCGCAGCCACGGGACGUUUUACUUACACUAGAAACGGAGCAUCUCUGUUUUCAAUCGCCAAUAUUCUUGCCCUAACUCUCUGUAGAAGCGAAGCCUUCUUGAGACUCGUUUUCUACCUAACCGUAACCAUCCUCGGACGCUCCUUUGUCCCUCUCCGCAUUAAAAUCGCUGUCACGUCGCUCUUGCAAAGCCUAGGCGGUAUCCACAGCGGUUGCGGCGUUUCCUCAAUCGUUUGGCUUGUCUACUCAUUAGUUCUCACUCUUAAAGACAGGGACAACAAUUCAACAGCGAUCAUAGCGGUUGCGUUCGCGAUUCUUUCCCUCCUCUGCCUCACAUGCCUUGUUUGGGCGUUUAUAGUAUUAACGACUUCCUACGAUCCAGUUUCGAGAUCUUACACCGAUAAUCUCGCCUCGACGCUGAUCAAAAGGCAAGAGUUUUGGUUUACGUUAGCGAUCACAGUCGCUAUUGUGCUCCCUUGGUUGACUGUGAGACGCGUUCCGGUUGAUAUAUCAUCUCUCUCGGGCCACGCGUCGCUGAUCAAGUUCAGUGGAGGUGUGAAACCAGGGAUCUUGGGAAGGAUCAGUCCAUCCCCGUUGUCAGAAUGGCAUGCUUUUGGGAUCAUCUCUGACGGGAAGACAUCGCACAUGAUGUUAGCCGGUGCUGUCGGAGACUUCACCAAGUCAUUGGUCUCAAAACCUCCAACUCACUUAUGGGUCCGUACGGUUCACUUUGCCGGCUUACCCUAUCUAGUUAACUUGUAUGAUAAGUAUUACUUGUGGCCACUGGUUCGGGGAUUUGUGUAUUUUUAUCGUUUCUCAUGCAGCAGAGUAAGGCCGAGGAUUAAAUCUUAUCCUCAUCAAGACAGGAUCAUAGUUCACGAUACCGCGAUUCUAGGACGACCUAAUGUGUCGGAAAUGAGCGUUAAAGCUUCCAAGAAGUUUGGAGCUCAAGUUGUAAUUGUUACAAGCAACCCUGAAGGAAGUCGUGACGUUGUUAAUGCAUGCAAUGCUUCUGGUGUUCCAGCUUUUGGUCCCAUUUGGGAUUCUUAAUUACUAGUAUAUUUUUUACAUAAUGAUGUAAAAGAAAGAUUGCCAAGUGCCACAACAUAUAAACUUUAGGCACGUGUCUAUACCUAAGUUUAUUUUUUAUUU